GUAUUUGCAGGUCAAGCUGGGAACUAAAGGGUAAUGGCUGCCUUCAGCUGCUUAAAGACAUAAUUGCCCAGUGAUUGGGGUAUUGUGGGGCGCAACCAAGGACCCAGGGACCAGUGUUCUGAGCACCGCUCUCUCCUGUUCUGCAAAUUAAGCUUUUCUCCUGCUUGAUGCUGCCUGUCUCCAGAAGCCUCUCACCAUGAUCGAUAGCUCCAAGAAGCAGCAACAGGGCUUCCCAGAGAUUUUAACUGCUGGGGAUUUUGAACCAUUAAAAGAAAAGGAAUGCCUUGAGGGGAGCAACCAGAAAAGUCUCAAGGAAGUGCUCCAGCUGCGGCUGCAACAGAGGAGGACGAGAGAACAACUAGUGGACCAGGGCAUCAUGCCACCUUUGAAGAGCCCAGCGGCAUUCCAUGAACAGAUAAAAAGCUUGGAACGAGCCAGAACCGAAAACUUUUUGAAACACAAGAUUCGGAGCCGACCAGAUCGUUCUGAACUUGUCAGGAUGCACAUUUUAGAAGAAACAUUUGCAGAGCCAUCCCUGCAGGCUACCCAGAUGAAGUUGAAAAGAGCUCGACUAGCAGAUGAUCUGAAUGAAAAGAUUGCUCAAAGACCUGGUCCUAUGGAGCUGGUAGAGAAAAACAUCCUUCCUGUAGACUCCAGUGUUAAGGAAGCAAUUAUAGGCGUUGGGAAGGAGGACUAUGCCCACACUCAGGGUGACUUCUCAUUUGAUGAAGACAGCAGUGACGCUUUGUCUCCAGACCAGCCCGCGAGCCAGGAGUCGCAGGGGUCAGCCACGUCCCCAAGUGAGCCAAAAGUUAGUGAAUCGCCAUCUCCUGUGACUACCAGCACUCCAGCCCAGUUUACUUCAGUGUCCCCAGCAGUUCCUGAAUUCUUGAAAACUCCUGCGACUGCGGAUCAGCCUCCCGCAAGGUCCACAGCUCCCGUCCUCCCCACAAACACCGUGUCCUCAGCGAAGCCUGGCCCAGCACUCGUAAAGCAAAGCCAUCCCAAGAAUCCAAACGACAAGCACCGUAGCAAAAAGUGCAAAGAUCCCAAACCACGGGUGAAGAAGUUGAAGUACCACCAAUACAUUCCACCAGAUCAGAAAGGGGAGAAGAACGAGCCGCAGAUGGACUCCAACUACGCCCGCCUGCUCCAGCAGCAGCAACUGUUCCUGCAGCUGCAGAUCCUGAGCCAGCAGAAGCAGCACUACAACUACCAGACCAUCCUGCCUGCGCCGUUCAAGCCACUCAGUGACAAAAACAACAACAGUGGGAAUUCAGCUUUGAACAAUACCACACCUACCACACCAAGACAGAACACACCUGCUCCUGUGAGAAAGCCGGGACCUCUGCCUUCUAGCUUGGAUGACUUAAAGGUAUCAGAACUGAAAACAGAACUGAAGUUAAGGGGUCUGCCGGUAUCGGGCACCAAACCGGACCUCAUUGAACGCCUGAAACCCUACCAGGAAGUGAACAGCAGCAGCCUUGCUGCUGGCAGCAUCGUGGCAGUGUCAUCGUCAGCCAUCGUCACCAAUAACCCAGAAGUGACCGUGGCACUGCCGGUCACAACACUACAUAACGCCGUGACUAGCUCAGUCUCCACCUUCAAGACAGAAUUGCCAUCUGUCGGAACCAGCACCGUUGCCCGGGUGGAAAAUGCUCACUCCCCUCUGCCAGUCUCGCCGGCUCCCUCCGAACAGUCCAGCCUCAGCACCGACGACACGAGCAUGGCGGACACUUUCACCGAGAUUAUGACCAUGAUGUCUCCUUCACAGUUCCUGUGUUCCUCUCCUUUGAGAGUGGCAAACAACGAGGACAGCCUGAGCCCCACCAGCAGCACCCUGUCAAACCUGGAACUGGACGCGGCUGAGAAGGACCGCAAGCUCCAGGAGAAAGAGAAGCAGAUCGAAGAGCUAAAGAGGAAACUGGAACAAGAGCAGAAGCUUGUGGAAGUUCUGAAAAUGCAGCUCGAGGUUGAAAAACGAGGGCAGCAGCAACGGCCGCUGGAACCCCAGCCCAGCGCCCCAGCGCAUUCUGUCAACAAGGCAGAUCAGAAACAUGGCAGCGUCGGUUCCUGCGUCAAAGACGAGACCUCGCUCUCGCUCCCUGACUGCUCUAGCUCCAGGCAGCCUGUCCCGGGGGCCAGCCACCCUGUAGCCCAGCCUGUCUCUACAGGUGGCCAGACCCUUGUUGCCAAAAAGGCCGUAGUUAUCAAGCAAGAGGUCCCCGUGGCCCAGGCGGAGCAGCAGAGCGUCGUCUCACAGUUUUACGUGAGUUCCCAGGGACAGCCACCACCUGCCGUUGUCGCUCAGCCCCAGGCUUUACUGACCACACAAACUGCUCAGCUGCUGCUCCCGGUGUCCAUCCAGGGCUCGAAUGUCACCUCAGUACAACUCCCAGUAGGCAGCCUCAAACUCCAGACUCCACCACAAGCAGGAAUCCAGACUCAGCCUCAGAUAGCAACUGCUGCACAAAUACCCGCUGCUGCCUUGUCCUCAGGCUUGGCCCCGGCCGUACCUCAGAAACAAGACACCUUCACCCAGCACGUUCUCAGCCAGCCUCCGCAAGUCAGAAAGGUUUUCACAAACUCGGCGUCAUCAAAUACGGUUAUUCCAUAUCAGAGACAAGCUGCUCCCGCGGUCCAGCAGCCCUUUAUUAACAAGACCUCCAACGGUGUCCUUCAACCCAGAAAUGCUCCACUUCCAUCCCUGCAAAACGGACCUAACGCGCCCAGCAAGCCUAGCUCGCCCCCUCCACCUCAACAAUUUGUCGUCCAGCACUCUCUGUUUGGCAGCCCAGUCACCAAGACGAAAGACCCUCCCCGCUACGAGGAGGCCAUCAAGCAGACGCGCAGUGCACAGGCCCCCCUUCCAGAGAUUUCCAGUGCACACAGUCAGCAGAUGGACGACCUCUUUGACAUCCUCAUUAAGAGUGGAGAGAUAUCCCUCCCUAUAAAAGAAGAGCCUUCUCCCAUUUCCAAAAUGAGACCAGUGACAGCCAGCAUCACCACAAUGCCAGUCAAUACAGUGGUGUCCCGGCCACCACCCCAAGUCCAAAUGGCACCACCUAUAUCCUUAGAACCUAUGAGCAGCUUAUCUGCCAGCUUAGAGAACCAACUAGAAGCUUUCCUGGAUGGCACUUUACCUUCGGCCAAUGAGAUUGCUCCACUACCAAGCAGCAGUGAAGACAGAGAGCCCUUCUCGCUGAUUGAGGAUCUCCAGAAUGAUCUGCUGAGUCACUCGAGCGUGCUGGACCACUCGCACUCCCCCAUGGAGACUUCCGAGACCCAGUUUGCUGCGGGUACGCCCUGUCUGUCUCUGGACCUUUCAGACUCAAACCUGGACAACAUGGAGUGGUUAGACAUCACCAUGCCCAACACGUCUUCAGGACUCACUCCUCUCAGCGCCACCGCGCCAAGUAUGUUCUCCGCUGACUUUCUAGACCCACAAGACCUACCUUUGCCAUGGGACUAAUGUCAGAGAUUUCUUGUCUCAGAGUUCACGAGGUAUAAGAACAUGAAGAAGAUUCUAAAAGGUCAGUCUUUAGAGCUAGAUCCAUAGUUGCAUCGUUGCAAUUAAAGUAUGUUGUCACAGAAAGAAUGGAUAGAAGGUCAUAGCCUGGAACCCAAGUUCGGAAACAUUUCGUCGCAUUCAGCAAUGAAAUUCUACAGUGAAUUUCUGCAAUCGAAUUUAGCACAGGGCCUUCUGAAAAACACACUAGACAAAGAAGACUCACCUGUUUCUCCAGACUUCAGUAAAGAAUGAAAAGUACCUUUAGAUAAAAACAAAGAAAAGUAAUGUGUGCAGGAAAAUGACACUAGCAUUCUCUGGUAAUCAACACAUUUAAACCUUUGUGGUCACUUUAAGACCCUAAAUAGAAGGCAGACAGCUCCACUCAAAAAUAAGGCUGAUGAGAGGGAGGUGAGAGGUCACUGCACUUAGUACUUCCUAGAGAUGGCCUCAGCCAGGCCACGACACAGCAGGGGUCAGGGGCAUGGGACAGCGCUGGCCGGUUUGGUGACAGCUUCCAGCUGGGGACUUUUGGUUCCAUUCAGAAACCUAUGUAAUUUUUCUGUGUUGCAGUUUAUUUUGUGAUUUUUGGAAUCUUAACUUUAUAUCUCCAAAUUUAAAUUUAAAUGGAAAAUCUUGCACCAUAACCAGAAGAUGUCUACAAAAUACUGUCAUAAACAAUCCACUGUAAAAAGUCCAGGUGUAUUGAUAACACUGAAAAUUUGCAACCCUCUGGGUUGAUUAGAUUGAUUUUAAUGUAUAUAUUAAGCACUUGUAUGUACACUCUGACAUAGUGAUUUGUACAGCCUGCGUUGGGGUAAGGAAAUGGGUAUCCAAUGGUCCUACUUUUUUUAAUGACGCGAAUAUUUCUAGAA
This is a messenger RNA of Propithecus coquereli (Coquerel's sifaka), 4383 nucleotides long. RefSeq names its product MKL/myocardin-like 2 (gene MRTFB). The coding region runs from base 197 to 3472 and encodes 1091 amino acids. NCBI's taxonomy places the organism in Eukaryota, Metazoa, Chordata, Mammalia, Primates, Indriidae. The transcript is spliced from 15 exons. Gene Ontology annotation, biological process: smooth muscle cell differentiation. The record is from RefSeq and is a predicted model, not a curated record.